UGUAUCUCUUUGGAGCAGAAACCCAGUCAGUAUAAUACAGAGAGAGAGAGAGAGAGAGAUGAAAACGCGAAGGGGAUUGUCGUUUUCGGAAAUGGAUUUGUCUGAAGAGAGAAGAGUGUUCAAGAGAAGGAAAAGUCGUGCCGCCGCCGCCGCAGGCGGCGGCGGCGGCGGCGGCGAAGAGCGUAGUAGUGGUCGGAAAAAACCGAAGUUGUCGACUGAUGAUGUCGGGAAAGUAGACUACUUUGAUUCUUUGCCUGACGAUAUCGUACUCUCUAUUCUCUCAAAACUCAGUUCUAAUGCCGAUUGCCCAGCGGAUUUUAUUACGGUUUUGAUCACAUGUAAGAGGCUAAACGGGUUAGGGUUCAACCCGCUGGUGUUGUCGGCGGCUUCCCGGAAAAUGUUAGCCGUGAAAGCUCAGAACUGGUCGGAGUCGGCUCACCGGUUCCUGAAGCUUUGUGCCGAUGCCGGAAACUUUGAAGCUUGCUACAUUCUCGGCAUGAUUCGGUUCUACUGUUACCGGAACCGGGGAAGCGGCGCUUCGUUUAUGGCAAAGGCGGCGAUUAAAUCGCACGCGCCGGCGCUGUACUCGCUGGCGGUUAUGCAGUUCAAUGGCAGCGGCGGGUCGAAGACGGAUAAGGACCUGCGAGCCGGAGUCGCGCUUUGCGCACGCGCGGCUUCGGUCGGCCACGUCGACGCGCUGCGGGAGCUGGGGCACUGUUUCCAGGACGGCUACGGCGUGAAGCGGAACGUGCCGGAGGGGCGGCGGUUUCUGGUCCAAGCCAACGUCCGGGAAGUGGCUAACGUGCUGGCGACGACGCCGGCGGCCGUCCUCCACGGCGGGUCGUGGGUGGCGUGGAACCCGCUCCAGCACCACAUGGGCGGCGGGACGAGCUGUCCGUUACUGAGCGAUUUCGGGUGUAACGUCCCGUCUCCGGAGCCCCACCCGGCUAAUAAAUUCCUAACGGAUUGGUUUACAGCUAAGGGCGGGGUUCCGGGUCCGGGGCUCCGUCUUUGCUCCAACGCGGGUUGCGGGCGACCCGAAUUGCGUAGGCACGAGUUCCGUCGCUGCUCCGUUUGCGGCUCCGUUAAUUAUUGCUCACGCGCUUGCCAGGCGAUGCAUUGGAGAUCAGUCCACAAGUCGGAAUGUGUGCCGGCGGAGCGGUGGCCCGACGCCGCACUGGAAAUUCCGGCAGCCCAGGAGCCGGCGGCGAACGUUAUGGUUAACGGAAACGGCGAGGAAAUCGGGAUUGAAAACGGCAUGGCGCCGAUGUAACUCAAUGGACAAUGGUAACGGAAGAUCGACAAUGACGGUGACGGUAACGGCACAUGAGUCCUUUAUAAAAGGGGGUAAGAACUAAGAAUUAUGAAACGGAAAUAAGAAAAAUUUUGGGCGGAAUAUUCAAUUUGUCAUUUUCCAUUGGCAAUGUUUUGUAUAGAGGAAGGAAUUAAUUAUUUUUUUUUAUCUUUAAAUUAAUUUUAAAAUAUUAGAUUUGUAGCCUUAAACUUUAGAAAUUUUGGAAAUUAAAGAUGAUCUCUUUAGAGUUAAA
Molecule: messenger RNA, 1547 nt
Organism: Ipomoea nil (Japanese morning glory)
Lineage: Eukaryota; Viridiplantae; Streptophyta; Magnoliopsida; Solanales; Convolvulaceae
Product: F-box protein At1g67340-like
Exons: 3
Coding region: 59-1273 (404 amino acids)
Molecular function (GO): protein binding
Source: RefSeq, a predicted model, not a curated record